Messenger RNA from Aspergillus mulundensis, 1584 nucleotides. RefSeq lists its product as uncharacterized. The transcript has 2 exons. Bases 1 to 1584 code for a protein of 527 amino acids. Gene Ontology annotation, biological process: molybdopterin cofactor metabolic process. The record is from RefSeq and is a predicted model, not a curated record. Gene Ontology annotation, molecular function: molybdenum cofactor sulfurtransferase activity. Lineage: Eukaryota; Fungi; Ascomycota; Eurotiomycetes; Eurotiales; Aspergillaceae.
AUGAACCGAGUACAAGACAAGGUCACGGCAGCAUCCGGGUACAACGAGACGGUUGAGCAUGUCCGGGACGCCGAAUAUCCUACUUUGAAGGAGGUCAUCUACCUGGAUCACGCCGGGUCUACGAUAUACGCACGGUCUUUGAUCCGCUCCUAUGCCUUGGACCUCCAGUCGAGCCUGUAUGGAAACCCUCAUUCGGACAACACCCCAUCUAGGGUUUCCGGUGCCAGGGUCGAUGCCAUUCGAAUACAAUUACUUCACUUCUUCGGCGCAGACCCUAACCACUUUGACCUCGUUUUCACAGCCAAUGCCACUGCUUCAAUUAAACUGGUGGGCGAGUGCAUGUCGAACUAUGCUCGCUCCCGUCGGGCAUCUCCGUUCAGCAAGCGACGCGGCUUCAACUAUGUAUAUCACCAGGACUCCCACACGAGCCUCGUAGGAUUGCGCGAGAUAGCCACCGGUAGAAGCAUGUGUUUACGCAGCGACCGAGCCGUUGAAGAUUGGAUUGACCGGGGGGAGGGUUUCAGCAAGAGGGAUGUCACCUUGUUUGCAUAUCCGGGGCAGAGCAACAUGACCGGAAGACGGACACCUCGUUCAUGGCCGGCUCGGAUUCGCCGAAGCCAUAGCGAUACAUAUGUUCUAUGGGAUGCCGCCGCAUAUGCAUCCACCGCUCCCCUGAAUCUUUCAACCGCCGAAUCCGCUCCUGACUUCACGGCGGUCUCGUUAUACAAGAUAUUCGGCUAUCCUGAUGUUGGCUGUCUGAUAGUCCGCAAGGCCGCAGCUUCUAUGCUCCAGCAACGACGGUACUUUGGCGGCGGAACUGUCGACAUGGUCGUCAACUCUUCCUCGUCUACUAUAUCUCCCUGGCACGCAAUGAAAUCAGACUCACUGCACGACAUCCUCGAAGAUGGUACCCUGAACUUCCACUCCAUUGCCGCUAUUCCGCAUGCCAUCGAGGCUCAUCGCCAGUUGUUCGGCACCAUGGGCAACAUCUCCUCCCACUGCGCCUAUCUAGCGGCACAUCUAUAUACACAGCUGGCAUCUCUUCGGCAUUCAAAUAACUCCCCACUUUGUCGGAUCCAUACCGGCUCACAACAACCCGGUUUUGGAGAUCCCUCCCUUCAAGGACCGACCGUCGCUCUUUCUGUCCUCGAUCCGUCAGGGAACAUUCAUGGGUAUGCAGACGUCGAACGGCAUGCAGAUAAAGACAAGAUAUACCUCCGCAGCGGAAGUGUCUGUAAUCCCGGCGGCAUGGCAUACCUUGGAUGGACCAACAUGGAAGACAUGAAGAUCGCGUGGAACGCUGGUCAUCGUUGUUCUCAUCCCAUUCAAGAAGUUCACGGGCAGGCUACCGGUAUUGUACGAGUCAGCCUUGGGGCAAUGAGCACGUUGGCCGAUGUCGAGGGAUUCGUGGAGUGGUUGAGCAGGAACUACCUUGAUCGCCACAUUGGACUUUCAUAUUCGAGGCAGCCAGGGGAGUCCGAGUGCUCCUUUGACAUGGUCAAGGAGAAGGCAAUUGGACAGGAGAGGAGUCGGUUGGGAAAGGCGUCUAGCCGUGUGCGGAUGAUUCUUUGUUGGCGCUACUGA